AUGGUGUACUCAGUGAAAUGUGUGGUCUGUGGACUUAAAAAUGUGGAUGCUCCAAGCAUUUCAUUUCAUUUUUUUCCGAAAACUGAAGAAAAGAAACGUUUAUGGUCAAAUUCUCUUGGACUGCAGGUCAAACUAUUGAAAAACAAUAGUAAAAUAUGUUCAUUGCAUUUUAAAACCUCUGACUAUCUUAUGAGUACUAGUCGUAAAGUUUUAAUGUCAAAUGCUCUACCAACAUUAGCUGCGUCAACUACAAAUGAUGUUGAAAUUGAAUAUUGUAGUAUGAAUACACAGUCUGCAUCACCUAAUAGCUAUCCUUGUACAUCUUCGUCUGUUGAAACGGUGACUAUUACAGAUUUGGGUGUUGACGUACUUGAUUGUAGUCAAACUGAUGAUGAUGGUAUUGACAAUUCCAUCGUUUGUACAACUUCUCUACAAAAUGAAUCAACUCCUGAUGUAGCAGAUUUUGAUAAGCACAAACGUGAUCCAAUCUCAGAAGAUGAAAUGGCUACUCCAAAAAUAAGAAAAUGUUGGUCUUCUUCGAGAAUCGGUGAUAUGACUCACGAACAUUUUUCUACACCACGAAAAGCUAACGCGUUGGGGUCAGAUGUAUUAGAAAACAUUGUUAAAGAUAUUUUAAAUGGCAAAAAAAGAAAGUUUUGUCCAGAGCUGAGAAAAUUUGCAGUAACCCUUCAAUACUAUUCUCCACGAGCGUACACAUACGUACGUAAAACAUUUAAAAAUUUGUUACCUCAUCCUCGAACGUUGCGUAAAUGGUAUACAGUUGUAAAUGGUAAAAAGGUAAAAGUUCUGCAAUCGUGUUGCACCGCAUGUGUUUGUAGGAUCGAACAUCUUGGAAAUCAAGUAUUCGAUUCAGUGAUCAACGAUUUAUCAGAUUGUCGAUUUUUUCUUUAG
Messenger RNA from Acyrthosiphon pisum (pea aphid), 912 nucleotides. RefSeq lists its product as uncharacterized. Gene Ontology annotation, molecular function: sequence-specific DNA binding. Lineage: Eukaryota; Metazoa; Arthropoda; Insecta; Hemiptera; Aphididae. The transcript is spliced from 7 exons. Bases 1 to 912 code for a protein of 303 amino acids. The record is from RefSeq and is a predicted model, not a curated record.